UUUUUUCCCUAUCUUCUUCCAAACUCCUUUUUUUCCUUCCAGUUCUGCAGAAAGUGGCCAGAAUUAUGGGGACUUUCAGAUGUUGCCUGAGCUCCGUCCCCACCAUUUAUUUAUUGCCGUUUGGAACAUUUUGCCUGCCUGUGUCACAGCCAGCACCUCAAAGUGGGAGUAACUCAUAAAUCCCAGGAUCUUCCUGGGUGUGACUGACCAGCUGCACUACUGAGCAGAUAACAGAGUCCCCUCAGGGUUUAUGAUAUGCCAAUAGAAAGUCUGGAUUAAUGGAUUACCAGCACAAUGCUCUAUGAAGUCUUUAUAAAGCUCUGACUGCUGGGCAGUCUGAGACCUCAGGAGAAGAGGGAAAGUCUGAGAGACACAAAAAAGGCCAAAGGCAGAGGAAAUAAAAUCUGUCCAGUUCAGGAGAGAAUUGGCUUUGCAGGCACUAUGAAAAGCUUUCUUUCCUGGACAGUCCUGGCAGUCCUUGUCCUGGUGCACAUCUCCCAGGCAGUCUAUGUUCAGGAUGGAGACUUGAGAUUCCCCCUGGAGUCUGUGAAGAAGCUGAAGGAGCUCAUGGAUGGCAACAGACACAUCAACCCUCGCAUGAUGGUUCCCCUGGCCAGCUACUCCCCCUGCCAGGAGAAACGCCUCCCUGAGGAAUUCCGGCCUGUGUGCAAGAGGGAAGAUGCACUCAUGAUUUUUAGGAGGCUGAGCCUGGCUGCUGAGGAUGACCUCUGUGAGAUCUGUGCCAACGCUGCCUGCGCCGGCUGCUUCUGAGAAGGUGGAAAAACCCACAAAAGACAUAUCCAGCUGGGAAGUUUGUGCAUUCCUGUGGCAAGAUCAUGUACUUUCAACAAUCAAUACUCCUGGGCUUCAUCUCCCACUCCAGCCAAGCUGGAGCUGCCUGCUGGUGAGGACAUCCCUGCAGUCCUGCAGCACCUGGAUCAGGUGCCACCAGCACAGCAGAUCUGCCAGCAGGGAGGCUGGGACUCCUCUGAGAGGUUCCAGUGCUGCAGGAGCUGGGUGACACUGGAAUGGAAAUGCCCUGGGUUUCAUUUCCCACUGUUUUUCCUGGAUUUGAACACGCUGUGUGAGACUCAGCAUCCCCUGCAGCCUUUUCAAUGCCUAAUAUCUAAUAUUUAAUGUCCAAUAAGGAGUAUCUAAUCAUUCAUAUCUGCCUGUGGUUUGGCCUCCCCUGCACAGAACAGCACUGGGUUAUUCCCUUUCCCAGUCCCUCCUUCCCUUUCCCUUCCACCUGUCUGCAGGUGACACCUCUGAGUUUGUAGCAGAACUGCAACAAGUAACUCGAGCUGAAUUCCUGGUGUUUAGGAACACUCUGACAGUCAGAAAUCAGCCUGUUCCUUGUACUGAUUGUUGUUGAUUUAGGGAAUGGGUGUAGAGCAGCACAGGAACACUUCUUCACUGGCUGGAAUAUCAAAGUUCUUUAAACUCUCUUUGAGAGAAAGGAAUUCCAAAGUGCAGUGCUAGAAUCACACUGAAAUGAAAGCAUUGUUUGUAGUUUUAUUUAUUGGUGGCAAGAUUGGGAAGAAAUUAUCUGUCCGUGUUUAUAUGCUGUACAGGCAAUAAAAAACUGUAAUAAUUUGGA
This is a messenger RNA of Taeniopygia guttata (zebra finch), 1600 nucleotides long. Its product is annotated as guanylin. Gene Ontology annotation, cellular component: extracellular region. NCBI's taxonomy places the organism in Eukaryota, Metazoa, Chordata, Aves, Passeriformes, Estrildidae. The record is from RefSeq and is a predicted model, not a curated record. Gene Ontology annotation, molecular function: guanylate cyclase activator activity.